Galeopterus variegatus (Sunda flying lemur) is the source of this 498-nucleotide messenger RNA. Its product is annotated as glucagon-like peptide 1 receptor. Gene Ontology annotation, cellular component: plasma membrane. The annotation marks the transcript as partial. Gene Ontology annotation, molecular function: glucagon receptor activity; peptide hormone binding. The transcript is spliced from 5 exons. Gene Ontology annotation, biological process: adenylate cyclase-activating G protein-coupled receptor signaling pathway; cell surface receptor signaling pathway. The record is from RefSeq and is a predicted model, not a curated record. Lineage: Eukaryota; Metazoa; Chordata; Mammalia; Dermoptera; Cynocephalidae.
AUGGCCAAUGCCUGGUUGAGCGGCGCCACUGUGUCCCUCUCAGAGACAGUGCAGAAGUGGCGGGAAUACCGACGCCAGUGCCAGCGCUUCCUGACCAAGGCUCCACCUCCAGCCACAGUGCUGCAGGGCCACGUGUACCGCUUCUGCACCACUGAAGGCCUCUGGCUGCACAAGGACAACUCCAGCCUGCCCUGGAGGGACCUGUCGGAGUGCGAGGAGUCCAAGCGAGAGGAGAGAAGCUCCCCGGGGGAGCAGCUCCUGUCCCUUUACGUCGUCUACACGGUGGGCUACGCACUCUCCUUCUCCACUCUGGUCAUCGCCUCAGCCAUUCUCCUCGGCUUCAGACACCUGCACUGCACCCGGAACUACAUCCACCUGAACUUGUUUGCAUCCUUCAUCCUGCGAGCACUGUCCGUCUUCAUCAAAGAUGCGGCCCUCAAGUGGAUGUACAGCACGGCCGCCCAGCAGCACCAGUGGGACGGGCUUCUCUCCUACCAG